Periophthalmus magnuspinnatus is the source of this 4036-nucleotide messenger RNA. RefSeq names its product eph receptor B6 (gene ephb6). Gene Ontology annotation, molecular function: ATP binding; transmembrane-ephrin receptor activity; protein binding. The coding region runs from base 1 to 3246 and encodes 1081 amino acids. The transcript has 20 exons. Gene Ontology annotation, biological process: central nervous system projection neuron axonogenesis; protein phosphorylation; axon guidance. Lineage: Eukaryota; Metazoa; Chordata; Actinopteri; Gobiiformes; Gobiidae. Gene Ontology annotation, cellular component: plasma membrane; neuron projection. The record is from RefSeq and is a predicted model, not a curated record.
AUGGCGGUUCGUUUACCUUCUGCACCCCUUUCGGAGCACAAAGCCUGGGACCCCCGGGUGCUUGGGAAUGAGGCCAUGGAACUGUGUCGAACCAGACGAAAGCAUCUCCAGGAGCGACAGAGCAGACUCCGCCUCCUCCAUCCCUCCCUCCCUUCCUUACCCCUCGCUCGCCUGCUCCACACACUCGUUCUCGCUCCCUCUCUCUCUUUCUGUCAGUGUCAUUCAGUUGUGGAGAUGUGGAGUAUCGUGCUGGCGUUGUGUGUGCUUUUCCAGCCAAAUUCAGCGGAGGAAGUGAUGUUGCUGGACACGUCAGAGUCGACCUCGGAGCUGGGCUGGACCACGUAUCCGGACACAGGGUGGGAUGAGGUCUCCGUACUAGACGACAAAGGGAAGCUAAUCCGGACUUUCGAGGUGUGUAAUGUGAACCAAAACGCUCGGCAGCAGGAUAACUGGCUGGCCACUCCUUUCCUGCUCCGACGCUCCGCUCCGAGGGUCUUCGUCACUCUGACCUUCUCCGUCCGGGACUGUGCCAGCCUGCGCUCGCCCUCCCCCUCCUGCAGAGAGACGCUCACGCUGUACUACAAACAGGCCGACUCGCAGAGGGAGCUGGAGAGGACCUGGGCAGCAGAGCCGUCCAGCGGGGACAGGGAGACGAGGGAGGGCUGGGUGAAGAUCGACACCAUCGCGGCCGACAAAAGCUUCUCUAAAGUGGAGCCCAGUUCUCCGCACCAGUACCAGCCGAACCGCUACAGCCGCAUCAACGUGAAGACGCGCAGCUUUGCCCCGCUCACACGAAAUGGAUUCGUCCUGGCCAUCGUGGACAGUGGAGCCUGCGUCUCUCUCAUGGGCGUGUCCAUCUUUUACCGCCGCUGUCCUAGCACCAGUCUGCACUUGGCGUCGUACCCGGCCACAGCCUCCGGGGCAGAACCCACCGCCCUUGUACCGGUGACGGGUACGUGCGUGCCCCACAGCAAAGCCCAGGGCGGCUCUCCGCGCAUGCACUGUAACGCAGAGGGGGAGUGGAUGGUGCCCGUGGGAGGAUGUGUCUGCGACGAAGGUUAUGAGCCCAACCACAACGGGUCGGCCUGCCUCGCGUGUCAGAGUGGUUACUUCAAGUCCGUGUCUGGCCCCGCCCCCUGCUCGCUGUGCCCCCCCAACAGUCGGACCAGUCUGGACGGAGCCUCAGUGUGCGAGUGUCGGAGCGGCUUCUACCGAGCGGCCAGCGACGCCAACUCCUCUGCCUGCACAACUCCUCCUUCUGCCCCUGUGGCCCUGACCUGGGAGUACGAGAGCGGAGACGGAGGCGUGUCUCUGAGAUGGCGCCCUCCGACGGACAUGGGAGGUCGUAGCGAGGUGUGGUACGGCGUGGUGUGUCGGAUCUGCCCCUCCCCCACGAUCUCUAACCCCACCCUGUGCUCCUGGUGCGGGGAGGGCGUCACUUUCAGCCCGUCUCAGACCAACCUGAAGCAGACCAAAGUCACUCUGAACAACCUGCUGACCCGAGUCACGUAUCUCAUACAGGUGCAGGCCAUGAACGAGGUGUCAGCGCUCAGUCCUUUUCCUGCUCGCUACACAAGCAUCAAUUUCACCACCAGUCAGUCAGUCCCCAGUAUAGUUCCCAUGAUGCACCAGCUGAGCCGCGCCCCAGACUCUAUUACUCUGUCCUGGCCUCAGCCCGAUCGGCCCAACGGAGACAUCCUGGAAUAUCAGCUCCGGUACUUUGACAAGGGGUCAGACGAGGACAGCGCUCACACCGUCUUCAGUGAGACAAACACCGUGAGCGUCGGGUCGCUGGUCCCCGGAUCCAUCUACGCCUUCCAGAUCCGAGCACGAAACGAACGCGGCUUUGGACCCUACAGUAACACCAUCUACUUCACCACCCUGCCCCUGGAGGAGCACUCGCAGCAGAUCGAGCACAGGCUGCCGCUGCUCGUGGGCUCCGUGAUGGGAGGAGCCGCCUUCCUCCUCGUCGUCAUCGCCAUCAUCGUGGUCGUGGUGUUUCGCAGUAAGAGAAGAGAAAGCCCGUACAGCGACCGACUGCAGAGAUACAUGAGUAACAAAGGGGGGGUCAAAUAUUACGUGGACCCGUCGACGUACGAGGACCCCAGUGAAGCCGUCAAAGAGUUUGCCCGAGAGAUCGACCCGAUACACCUGAAGAUCGAGGAGGUGAUCGGAGCAGCCCAGUUCGGGGAGGUGUCCCGCGGGCGCUAUCGUCCACUGGGCCGCAGGGAGGUGCUGGUGGCGGUGAAGACUCUGAGGUGGGGGGCUUCUGACCGGGAGAGGGGCAUGUUCCUCAGUGAGGCGGGGGUCCUGGGGCAGUUUGACCACCCCAACGUCCUGAAGCUGGAGGGAGUGGUCACACGCACCACUCCAGAGAGGAUCGUCACGGAGUUUAUGGAGAACGGGCCGCUGGACGCUUUUCUCAGGGAGAACGAGGGUCAGUUCAGUGUGCUGCAGCUGGUUGGGAUGCUGCGAGGAGUGGGAGCCGGGAUGCGGUAUCUCGCCGAAAGGAAUUUUGUCCAUCGAGACCUGGCGGCUCGGAACGUCCUGGUGAAUUCCAACCUGGUGUGUAAAGUGUCGGACUUCGGCCUGUCGCGACUCAUGAGGGGCCUCGAUCACAACAUCCCGACGUACACGGCCUCACUGGGAAGUAAGAUUCCGGUGCGGUGGACGGCUCCAGAGGCAUUCCAGCACAGGAAGUUCAGCUCGGCCAGUGACGUGUGGAGCUUUGGCGUUCUGAUGUGGGAGGUGAUGUCAUACGGAGAGCGGCCGUACUGGGACAUGAGCAACCAGGAGGUGAUGAAGGCGGUGGCAGACCAGUUCCGCCUCCCCGCGCCUCAUAACUGUCCCGCGGCGAUGCACUCUCUGAUGCUGCAGUGCUGGCAGGCGGACCGCGGAGACCGACCCGGCUUUGAUGUCCUGCUCUCCUCAUUGGACAAGCUGAUCCGACAUCCCGCCUCCCUCAAAGCGGAGCCCACACGGAGCUGCUCUCAGCCGCUGCUUAGCCCCACCCCCACAGACCUGUCGUGUGUAGCGACUGUCAGUGAUUGGCUGAGGGCGCUGAGGCUGGAGAGGUACCAGGACGCGUUUGACCGUGCCCACCUGGACUCGUUAGACAGGGUCAGCCGCCUCACCAUGGAUGAGGUGCAGGGCCUCGGGGUGAACCUCAUCGGGCACCAGAGGAAGAUCGUGAGCGCGGCGCAGCAGCUCAGGGCGUUCCUGGCGCAGGGGCAGGUGGAGGUGUGACCCUCCGUCUGUCGUAAAUGGUGCCAGUAACCAUGGUAACCAUCACACAGAGCAUGGUCAUGCCACUGGACAGUGCUGUUUGAUAAACUGGGCACUUUAAAAAGAAAAAAGGUCAAAGUUCAAAUGGACUGGUCCCACCGUGACUGAAGAGAAGCGUAAGAGACUCUGAGAGGACCAGGAACUGUUAAAGAUGAGAACUUCCAUGUUUGUCACUGAACUUCACUUUGGCUUUUCCCGUCCUCACCCUCUGCUCCUACCUCCGACCCGCUCACGUCACUGCUGCAUCCAGACAUGUUUUUGUACUUUAUGUAAUGUAACGGACAGGUCUCACUGCGGGCAGACAAUCAAUCUAUAUAUUUGUAAAAAAUGUAUUACUUUUCUUACCUGAAAGGCCCAAUUCUGUGGAAAACAUGAGCAAAAAAAGGUUGACCUCAAACUACUGCCACAGUGUAAAAGCUCUGAGUGUUAUUGCUGCGGAUGUUUGAUACAGUUCUAUGAUGACUUGUUUUUCUUGUUUUUGGCUCAUGUCCAGAGCAGCACCAGGAGCACGGAGCUGCAGACCGUCGGCUUUGUACAUUUCACUGUUUGUUUGGUUCAAAGUGAAUCACUGUCAUUGAAGCAUUGUGAAUGUGUGUUUGGAGGAUGAAGAAAAAAAAAAAACAUUGCGACUUUACUGAAGAGGACGAGAUGCUUUGUGCUGUUGUAUUUUCAAGUGUCUGAUGUGACUGUGAGACUGAAGUGUGUCGGGCUACACACGCUAGACGUGUUUACAUGUUCACCAGUAUUCCAU